Molecule: messenger RNA, 2445 nt
Organism: Saccostrea cuccullata (small rock oyster)
Lineage: Eukaryota; Metazoa; Mollusca; Bivalvia; Ostreida; Ostreidae
Product: sodium- and chloride-dependent GABA transporter 1-like
Exons: 14
Coding region: 62-1882 (606 amino acids)
Biological process (GO): sodium ion transmembrane transport
Cellular component (GO): plasma membrane
Source: RefSeq, a predicted model, not a curated record
CUACAGCGCAUAUGCUUCAGAGUUCCAAUAUCUAUUUUUAUCUUUAACGACAGAAAAGAUCAUGGAGGCCGCUUUGAUAAACGGACCAAGUUCAUCAAAAUGGAACACGCUUCAGUGCGCCAUGGUGUCCUGCUACUCCAUAGGACUGCACGCCAGCAUCUCACUUCCAUUUUAUAUUGUGAAAUAUUCAGUGACGUUUUUGCUGGCUCACUACAUCAUGUUAUUGUCCUUCUGUGUGCCUGUCUGUUAUGUUCAGAUGAAGCUGGGUGCUAUCUAUCGACAGAACAUUUUUGGAAUCUUCAGCCUGUUAGUGCCUAUCCUUAAAGGUUGUGCCAUUGCGAUACUGAUUUUUUCCUACAUCAGGUGCCUGACUGGAAGCUUAGAACUCAGUUACUGCUUGUACUACGCCUUCGCAUCCUUUGUAUUCCCCUACGACGAAGCCACUCAUCCUAAUCACUGGGAGAGGUCUGGUCAUCAAAUGCCCAUAGUAUUUUUCAAGCAGAAAUUUCUACAGAUUUCUGACGGUCUCUCUGACGGAGGCUAUUUGGUGUGGUAUAUAGCCUUGGCUCUACUGGUCACGUGGUGUAUAGUGUACCUGUUAACCAUAAAGGAACCAUCUUUCAUUGCAAAGCUAGCCUGUGUCAUAGCUCCUACAGCACUGUCUCUAAUACUGGUCACCCUUAUCUAUGGCUGGGUGGUCCCCCUCCCUGGUGCCCCCUCAGAGAAAUUCAGUAGACUCGAAAUCAUUAACGGGACCUUGACAUACCACGAGAGAGACCUGAACGAGGUGGAAGAAGAAAAAGACCUUCCUGUCUGGAACAUUUCUCUCAGCAAACUCUACUCGCCUCAGCCAUGGAUGAAUUCCCUGCUUCUUCAUAUUUAUUCUUUGGGACUUUGGUCUGGAGUCCUACCAACCUUUGGUGCUCAUCUGUACAACAAAAAAGAUACGAUUGUUCGUGCCAACGUGGUAUUAUUAGUUGUAUAUGGUUUGUUGCCUGUGGUAUUUGGUAUAGCAUCUAUUCCUUACAUUUCAACCAAUUCAGGUUAUGGCAUGUUUGAGUAUGGAGAGAGAAUGAAGCCAGGUCUUGAUCUCCUCCUUCUUGGAAUGUUUGGUAAAAUCCGCCACGUGCAUGGAAUUGCUUUGUGUUGGUAUCUUGGAAUCUAUCUGUUUGGAAUACUUCACGUGACGUUUCAUCUGCUGGUUGUGUGGGAUGCCCUUUUGACGUCACUCCCUGCAUUUCUCCUGCAGUUCUUCAGGAAGAGGUCUAUUUUGGUGGCAAUAUUAUGUUUUCUCUCCUUUAUGUUCUGUAUUCCCUACUGCUUUCAGAGCGGUGUUUACCUGUACAUGUUGGUCAAUAGUUACCUGGAUCGUCUGAUCUUCACCGUUAUCAUCGUCAGCAUCGUCCCUACUGUCAUCGGCUACAUUAAACAGAAUAUGGUGUACUUGCUGUUGGAGCGGGCGUUGAUGAGUCUUUGGCAUGGAUUGUCUUCCCUGGUCAUAGCGGCUAUGUUGAUUUACUAUUUCGCUGUUUACGUGUACCCUUUCCCGGCCACCACCAGUGACCCACGAUCAGACAAUAAGUCGGAUGAGGGUGGACAGUGUUUGGGAUGGUUCAUAGCUAUCGGACCAAUCGUCCUAGGUUUCAUUAUUGGUGCUUUUCAUGCUGUCUACUCCGAAAAAGGAUCAUUCAGAGAAAGGUGUAUAAGGGCAUUGAAGUCGGAGAGUCUCCAGUCCGCAGACAGCAGUUAUGAUUAUGACAUAUCUGGGAAAACACCCCACACGUCAACUACAAAAUCUUACAGUGACGCAAACCUGUCAAAAAUAGACACGGAAGUUGUGGUGAACACCCCUGAUAUGACUUCUGAGUCGGUCAAAGUGUGAUCGCCCCCUCGUUUUGAUGCCACCGUUACAUAAUCAAAGGAUAUAAUUAAAAUGGUUAUCCCCCCCCCUCAAUUUUUUUUUAUCUUCUCAAGCUUCGUCGUCAACAUAAUGUAACUUUGGCUUAAAUAAUACUUUGUCAAAUAUGCGAUCAAACUUUCAGUUUUCAGUCCGUUUUCAUCUAGUGCUUUUAUUUUAUUCUCAAAAACUAUUUCCUUUUACUAAAACUGACAUUUUAAUUUAUUACAAAUUUAGAUUAUGUAUACUUUUAAAAUAAUACCUCUGAAAACAAAUUUUAAAAAAGUUUUUAUUUCAUGUAUACGGGUCGUAUAUGCAUUUUUACGGGUACUUGUUUCUUAUUAUUGAAAGGUUUGUUAAUUAAGAUAAGGUCUUCUGGAGGAUAAGAACAUUUUUUUCAGUUCCAGAUCCACAGCUGAGCGUCAUCUGAGGAUCCCUGGGUCCGGGAACCUUGCACAUGCAAUCUGCAGUUAUUUUUUUUUUUUUUAUAAUUAAUUAUCUGAAGGCUGUGUUGUCUGAAAUACUUAUGAAUAAAUGUUUUUCAUUUU